AUGUCGAAAAUAACCCCUGGGCGCAUCCCACUCCCUAUAGUAAACAACCCAGAGAAGAUACAGCUCAACCGCCUCAGUCAUGUUUACCACUUGCACCCUGACCUCGACAAAUUCGAAGCUUUCGCAAAGGAUUUCGGAUUCGUCGAGGCUUCGCGCGACAGAGAUACUGUCUACUACCGUGGCUACGGCAGAGAUAUGUGCGCGUACGUCGCGAACAAAAGCCACGAUGGAGAACGGCACUUUAACGGUGCUGCGUUCAUCGCGGAGACGAAGGAGGACUUUAUCAAGGCGUCGAAAUUAGACGGGGCAACUCCUAUCGCCCCUUACACCGGCCCUGGCGGUGGAGAGAUCGUCACGAUCCAGUCGCCAUCAGAGACGAAGAUUCAUGUGCUUUGGGGAGUGGAGGAGCGUCCGGCGCCGAAGCAGGCGGCGACCGCGACGGAGGUGCACAAAGGCGCUUAUAAUACCGCGCUGCAGAAGUUCAGAAAGGGCGAAUUCCAACGCUUCAAACUUGGUCCCGCCAUGAUCCAUAAACUCGGGCAUGUCGGCUAUAUAACUUCCAUGUUCGACGAAGAUGUCGCAUUCUACACUCAAAAUUUCAACUUUGUUCCCUCGGACGUUCUCUGGGAGGAGAUCAACGGCCAGGAAAUCGACGCCUUGACGUUCAUGCACCUGGACCGUGGCAAGGAGUACACGGACCACCACACUCUCUUCCUCUCCCGCGCGCCACCGGAAUUCCAAGGCAAGCAUAGGAUGCACCACUGCUCGUUUGAAGUGGAAGACUUUGAUACGCAGUUGCUAGGCCAUGAGUACCUGUUGAGCAAGAAGUGGACGCCGAUUUGGGGUGUUGGGCGACACAUUUUGGGUUCUCAGAUUUUUGAUUAUUGGAAGGAUCCGAGUGGUUUUGCGAUUGAGCAUUAUGCUGACGGUGAUCUUGUGAAUGUGGAUAACAAGACGGGGCGGGAGAAGAGUGAAGGGGCUGCAUCGAUGUACAUUUGGGGACCUGUAAGACCAGAGGCCGGCGUUGCGUAA
This is a messenger RNA of Coccidioides posadasii C735 delta SOWgp, 1032 nucleotides long. RefSeq lists its product as uncharacterized. Gene Ontology annotation, biological process: L-methylmalonyl-CoA metabolic process. Gene Ontology annotation, cellular component: mitochondrion. Gene Ontology annotation, molecular function: methylmalonyl-CoA epimerase activity. The record is from RefSeq and is a predicted model, not a curated record. Lineage: Eukaryota; Fungi; Ascomycota; Eurotiomycetes; Onygenales; Onygenaceae.